ACUGAAUAUACUUUCCCGCCGAUACGAUUGGUUGUUCUGUUUCUGGAUUACUUUUUUUUUGAAGUUAAAGAUUUGAUCCUUUUUCUCUGGGAGUCUACCGACAUGGCAUCGGCAUAUUCUAGCGGCGGAGAUGGCGGCGUAAGGAAUCUUGAAGCGUCGAUAACGGCGUGGCAUUUCCAGACAGCAGUCUAUCUUGCCUUCGGGUUCUUCUUCUUGAGACUCUUCCUCGAUAGAUUUGUCUUUCAAAGGAUAGCUGUAUGGCUUUUGAGCACCGCUUCUUCUGCGCCUAUUAAAAUGAACGAUCCUUCUACUCGUGCUAAGCUCGUAAAAUGCAAGGAGUCUCUGUGGAAGCUCUUGUUUUACGGUGCUUGUGACAUAUUUGUUCUCAAAGUCCUUUUUCACGAGCCAUGGGUCACAGAAGUCAAGCUCUACUUUCACGGUUGGCCUAAUCAAGAGUUGAAGCUUCCGAUAAAGCUUUACUAUAUGUGUCAGUGCGGUUUCUAUAUGUAUGCUGUUGCUGCCUUGCUUGCAUGGGAGACAAGAAGAAAAGAUUUUGCUGUUAUGAUGUCUCACCAUAUCAUUACCAUCAUCCUCCUUUCCUACUCCUACUUAACCAGUUUUUUCAGAAUUGGAGCAAUCAUCAUAGCCCUUCAUGAUGCAAGUGACGUGUUUAUGGAAACUGCUAAAAUUUGCAAGUACUCUGAAAAGGAAUUUGGAGCCAGUGUGGGGUUUUCACUCUUUGCUCUCUCUUGGCUCCUGCUUAGGUUGAUAUACUUUCCAUUUUGGAUCAUCAGGGCCACUAGCAUUGAACUCCUGGAUUAUUUGGAUAUGACAUCAGGUGAAGGCACCAUCAUGUACUAUUCCUUCAACACACUGUUACUGACGCUUCUUGUUUUCCACAUAUAUUGGUGGUAUCUCAUUUGCGCAAUGAUCGCAAGACUACUUAAAAACAGUGGACAAGUGGGAGAAGACAUAAGAUCCGGUAAGGAAUGGGUCGUUUUUUUCAGAAUCUGGCAUGGUGAGUGGAAGAAGAACGUUCAAGAGCAGUGGUACUUUGUCCCAAACCAUGAUGAUUUCGGCUUUACGAUGUACAUGGAUUCCCCUGAGGCCUUUCCGGUGAUUGAUGCUACCGUCAGGGAAUGGUACAUGCUCCGACCCGAGACUCCGGUUUUCUUAACCUACAGGAUGCCAAACUGGAUGCUCUUGCCAAGUGGACCUUCCUCGCCGAGAAGAAUUUCUACGACAUAUGACUUGGUAAGUUUGUUAAGGGAGAGGUCACCACUAAGUGACAUAACUCUCAUCUGUACUUUCGGAGCCAAAAGCAUGGCAGAGUUUCACUUUCUCUGUCGCUCUGAUUUCACGAUAGGAGCUUCAACCUAUGUAGUGGGAGAAGGUCAAGAUGAGAGAAUAAGAGCAAGAUAUGAGAGAUUGGUGCUGGGACAGAGACUGGUGGUGAGCGAAAGUGUUAUGAGAGAGGUAUUUGGGGAGGAAGAGAUGGCAAUCCUCCACCGUGUUGCUCUGGAGAUGGCUUAUGCUGAUAGGAUUCUGAGACGUGGAACCGAUGAUGGUGUAGUCCGACGAAUGGAGAUCAUUCAGCUUGAUGACGAUGCCGAGAUGGCUGAUGUGACUCAGAACGUGGGGCCUCUGAAGGUAUUAUUCCCGAAAAUGGAGGUAUGGACAAUCGCUCCCUUCGAGUCCCAACAAGUGCCUCUCAUCCCUGCUACAGAUGCACCAUCUGUUCUUUGGGAUGUUGGUGUUGACUUGUUCGACUAUCCUGAGAUGUAUAACACAGAAAUGGGCCGUCGUAAGCUAGCUGAGGACGCGACUUUUUGGGAAUCUGUCAUUCAAGCAAAUCUCGAGGAUGAUGAGGAAGUAAUGUACAUUGCCAGUCAUAAUGAAAUCCGUGUGGGGUUGGCUUUAGAGGAGACAAGGAAGGUAGGAAAUGGAGACGCUAACGGGGAAUCCUCAUCAUCUUCCAAUGCCAUCGUCCAUACUCCUCUUGGAGUAGAGGUUAGGUCCAAAGACAUGGAGGUUCCCAGAAAUGAUAAGGGAGGGACAGAAGUUAUUGAUCUGGAUGGUUAUGACGGAUGCAACAACAGCAAGGCAGAUGUGACAGUGAAUGUGAGUGUGGGAGGAGGUUCAGCAGCAACUGAUGGUCAGACACAAGCAGCUCAUAAAUCGGGGAACACAUCGUCGGAGGGCAGCGACAACGAGGGUGGGUCUUGA
Molecule: messenger RNA, 2226 nt
Organism: Eruca vesicaria subsp. sativa (arugula)
Lineage: Eukaryota; Viridiplantae; Streptophyta; Magnoliopsida; Brassicales; Brassicaceae
Source: the annotation of a GenBank genome assembly